Orbicella faveolata is the source of this 1711-nucleotide messenger RNA. RefSeq names its product dedicator of cytokinesis protein 1-like. Gene Ontology annotation, molecular function: guanyl-nucleotide exchange factor activity; small GTPase binding. NCBI's taxonomy places the organism in Eukaryota, Metazoa, Cnidaria, Anthozoa, Scleractinia, Merulinidae. Gene Ontology annotation, cellular component: cytoplasm; plasma membrane. Gene Ontology annotation, biological process: small GTPase-mediated signal transduction. The record is from RefSeq and is a predicted model, not a curated record.
AAAUUGAGGCCAAACUUUUCAAUUUGCGCAAACCGUGACUGAGCUCCUUUAAGCUAACUAACUCAUUAAAUAGCUUAAUUCGUUAAUAUGAAGGAAAUAGAAAGAGAAACACUUAAGUCGCAAUUCGUUUUAGAACAAAAUACAUCACCAAGACUUUUACAGGGAUGAGGCAGAAUUUUGUCAGUAAAACUUUUUUAUGGCUCCAUCAAUGUGUAUUUGAAAUUUUUUGUUUUCUUGUGUCUUUGUUUAUAUAUUUGUUUUUGCAGAGGCAGGCUCGAUCUCCUUACAACAUUAAAAUGGGAGUGGCAUUAUUCAGGAAAGAGCACACAGACUUAGUUAUUUUUUCUUAAUUUUCAGUCAUUAUCGUGUAAAUGACGUCAGACGCUUCACUAACUCACGGCCUUUGCGCCCGGGAUCGGAAGACUUUGCGAACUUGUGGUUGGAAAGAACAACCUAUACAAUCGCCUCACCUUUGCCUGGAAUUCUCAGAUGGUUUCAAGUCACUUCUUCUGAAAGCAUUGAAAUCAGUCCUUUACAGAACGCCGUGGAGACCGUGGAGUCCAAGAAUAAAGAGCUGGAUAGGAUUAUCACUAAUCUGUCCUCAGACACAACUCAGAGUAUUAACCCACUGAGUAUGAUACUCAAUGGUAUCAUUGAUGCUGCUGUCAUGGGUGGGAUAGCAAAGUAUGAAGAGGCGUUUUUCGCCGCGGAAUACCUGAAAAGCAAUCCAGGUGAUAAGCUACUUAUUGACCAGUUGAAACGCGCCAUAGAAAAUCAGGUUAAAAUUUUGGAGAGGGGACUUAAACUCCAUGACGCGUUAGCAACGAAAGACUUGCGUCCGUUUCAUAACAAGAUGGAGACGUGUUUUGCUGACAUGAAAGCUCGUGUCUCAGGGGAGGAGAGAAAAUCAUCUAGGCCUAAAGAUCUACAGAUUCCUUUGCCUCCGAUACCCUCUAACCAUGCCGCGACACUUCCGCACAUAAGGGAUUUAAGAAAACAGAGCUUACCUGACAUUGGCAGAGAAAGUGUUCCUGUGACGAAUUCAAAACAGAGGCGUCAAAGCGAGUUUCCGCCACCACGAAGCAUGUGGUACGACAGCGAUGACCAACCAGCCAAGAAGAUUUCUGGAUCAAAGUCCCUGGAAGCUCUUUCAGAACUAGAUGAACUUGCUCCGCCAGUUCCAAAGAAGGGCUCUAAACCGGAUCUCACAUUUGGGAUCUCUCCUGAGUCAAUACGCCGGAGGACCACGAUUGGCGGAAAACUUCACCACAGGAGUUCCUCACCAGCGGGCAUGCUCAGAACGGUCACUUCUCCAGUGCAGCCUCUUCGUGACAAUGGAGAAAUGUCCCCUGCUCUCCCUCCCAAGCGCAAAAGCAUGGUGGUCUCCAAUCCUACAUUAAACGGAGCAGAGACUGGACACGAUUCUAAGGUCAUCCCCCCUCCUGCUAGCGAAGACAAUCUCCCCGCGCUACCUCCCAAGAAAUCUGUUUCUCGGAUGUCUGCUGAAGUCAACGGCCCUCCGGUUCCAGAAAAACCAAAGCGCCCAGUGACACUGAUAUCUCCUGAUGAUGACUGCAAUUCUGCACCUGUGCCUCUGUUGCCAGAGAAACGAAAAAGCUACGCUAGCACUNAAUAUGUAACAACUGAAGAGGUGGCAAAGAAAUCUGGAAACCAAUCAGGCUUCAACGAAAUGAACCCAAGAACUUUGUGA